GCCCGGGACCCAUAGAUAUCGCGACCCCAGAGAACUGGGUAGAAUGGUCUCUGGUCCGGAGCCACGAUCUCCUGGCCCUUAAGGUCCCGGAAACACCUUCAAUUGGCCACAAGGUAGCAUGUAGGGAGCAGCUCAAGUGGUGAUUGGCCUUACCUUGACAAGUGCCGCCUACCGGGACCGCCCCAUCUGCCCGCUGUCCCUGAAUUACCUGUCAGUGACUUGUCUGCUCUGCACCUAACUUCACGCCGGGCUGAGGGAUGCCAGGUCGGAACCGGGCCAGAUCCAGAAAACUGGUGAAGGCCCCUGAGCUGAGUAGGUACUGGACUGGGGUCAAGUUGUGAGGUCGAGAAAUGGAAGCCAGACUUGGGGGAGAAAGGUGCCGGGUGUUAGGAAAGACAUGGGUCAGUGAUGGGCACUAGAAACGUAUAUAGGAGCAAGGCUGGGACAAGUGGCCAUGGCUUCAGGGACAUGGACAGGGAGGCAGAUUCCAGCAGUGUCUCAAUAUCCCCUGCAGGCUGAAGCAAUGGCAGCUCCAGGGAUACCACCUCCCUUAACCCCAGAGGCAGCUGGUACCGUCUCAGGGGGAGGGAGUGGGGAACCCAAGCAGCUGCCUGAGCUGAUCCGCCUGAAACGAGAUGGAGGGCAUCUGAGUGAGGCAGACAUCAGGGACUUCGUGCAUGCAGUGAUGGAUGGAAGUGCACAGGACACACAAAUCGGGGCUAUGCUGAUGGCCAUUCGGCUGCAGGGCAUGGACCUAGAGGAGACAUCUGUGCUGACUCAGGCCCUGGCAGACUCUGGGCAGCAACUGGAGUGGCCCAAGGCCUGGCACCAGCAGCUUGUGGAUAAACACUCCACAGGAGGUGUGGGUGACAAGGUCAGCCUGGUUCUGGCACCUGCCCUGGCUGCAUGUGGCUGCAAGGUGCCAAUGAUCAGCGGACGUGGUCUGGGGCACACAGGGGGCACACUGGAUAAGCUGGAGUCUAUUCCUGGGUUCAAUGUCACCCAGAGCCCAGAGCAGAUACUGCUCUUACUGGAGGAAGUGGGCUGCUGUAUUGUUGGCCAGAGUGAGAAGCUGGUCCCUGCUGAUGGAAUCCUGUAUGCUGCCCGAGAUGUGACAGCUACUGUGGACAGUAUACCACUCAUUACAGCAUCAAUCCUCAGUAAGAAGGUCGUGGAGGGACUCUCCACUCUGGUGGUGGAUGUUAAGUUUGGGGGGGCUGCAGUCUUCCCAGACCAGGAGCAGGCCCGAGAGCUGGCAAAGACGUUGGUUAGCACAGGAGUGGGCCUGGGGCUGCGGGUCGCAGCAGCCCUGACCGCCAUGGAUGACCCUCUGGGCCGCAGCGUGGGUCAUACCCUGGAAGUGGAAGAAGCAUUGCUUUGUCUGGAUGGUGCGGGGCCGCCGGACCUCCGGGACCUGGUCAUUAGGCUAGGGGGCGCCAUCCUUUGGCUUAGCGGACAGGCGGAAACCCAAGACCAGGGCGCCGCCCGAGUGGCCGCGGCGUUGGAUGACGGCUCUGCGCUGCACCGCUUCCAGCUGAUGCUGUCGGCGCAGGGCGUGGACCCCGGCCUAGCCAGAGCACUGUGCUCCGGGAGCCCCACGCAACGCCGCCAGCUGCUGCCCCACGCCAGAGAACAAGAGGAGCUGCUCGCACCGGCAGACGGCACCGUGGAGCACGUCCUGGCGUUGCCGCUGGCCCGUGUGCUUCACGAGCUCGGGGCCGGACGCAGCCGAGCGGGGCAGCCGAUCAGGCCGGGAGUGGGUGCCGAGCUGCUGGUCGACGUGGGUCAGUGGCUGUACCGCGGUACACCCUGGCUCCGCGUACACCUGGACGGCCCCGCGCUCAGCGGCCAGCAGCGCCGCGCUCUACAGGGGGCGCUCGUGCUGUCGGACCGCGCACCCUUCAAGGCCCCUUCGCCCUUCGCUGAACUAGUCCUCCCACCGACCUUCGCACAGCCCUAA
Molecule: messenger RNA, 1960 nt
Organism: Peromyscus californicus insignis
Lineage: Eukaryota; Metazoa; Chordata; Mammalia; Rodentia; Cricetidae
Gene: Tymp
Product: thymidine phosphorylase
Exons: 9
Coding region: 455-1960 (501 amino acids)
Biological process (GO): pyrimidine nucleoside metabolic process; pyrimidine nucleobase metabolic process
Cellular component (GO): cytosol
Molecular function (GO): pyrimidine-nucleoside phosphorylase activity; 1,4-alpha-oligoglucan phosphorylase activity
Source: RefSeq, a predicted model, not a curated record